CGAAUUCCAUCAUCAACAUCCGCAACCCACAUCCGCCCUCUCUCGAUUAUUGUAUACCUAUUCCUACUAGUAAAGUUUAAUCCAAUCAACAAAUAACGACGACAAGUCAAUAGCAACAGAAAACAGCCAAAAAUGGUGGCUUUCUUGUUGCCGCUGCAGCUGCCAGCUCCUCUCCACACUCGUCCUCUUCCCCAUCACCGCCCGCCAGUCGCCGUCGCCAUGGCCUCGGCCUCCACCUCGGACAGCCCAAAUCCCAUCGUGCUGGGCUGCGGCGCCGCGUCCGUGGACUAUCUGGCCACGGUCGCCUCCUUCCCCAACCCCGACGACAAGAUCCGCAGUCUCGCCCUCAAGGUGCAGGGAGGGGGCAACACGGGCAACGCCCUCACUGCAGCUGCACGCCUCGGCCUCCGCCCCAGGAUCAUUUCCAAGGUAUCUAACGAUGCUCAAGGAAGAAACAUCCUCAAGGAGCUGCAAGAUGAUGGCAUCGACACAUCCUACAUGCUUGUUGCUGAGGAUGGGAAUUCUCCCUUCACCUACAUCAUUGUUGAUAACCAAACGAAAACUCGUACAUGUAUACACACUCCUGGUUAUCCCCCGCUGUUGCCAGAGGAACUCACAAAGGAAAACUUGUCUGCCGCUUUAGACGGUGCAGACAUGGUCUAUUUUGAUGUGCGGUUGCAUGAGACUGCUUUGAUCGUUGCAGAAGAGGCAAGUCGAAGAAAAAUCCCUAUUUUCAUCGAUGCCGAAAAAAAGAGGGAGGGAUUGGAUGAGCUUCUUAAUUUUGCAACCUAUGUUGUAUGUUCUGCAAAGUUUCCUCAGGCCUGGACAGGAGCCUCAUCAACUCCAGUUGCUUUAGUUUCCAUGCUUUUAAGAUUACCGAAGAUCAAAUUUGUUAUUGUAACUCUAGGGGAGAAAGGUUGCUUAAUGCUUGAAAGAAGCACAAUAGAUGCUUCUGAGGCAGACAAAAUAGACAUAGAGGCACUGUUAGAAUCUCUAGAGAAGAAAGUUGAUCAGAGUUCUACGACACCAAAUUGCAUUACUUCCAAGGCUAAUUUGAGAAUAAGUGCAGAUGGAGUGGGGUCCAUAAAUGGCAGGUUACUGUUAGGAACAGCAGAAGUUAUACCACCUGAUGAGCUCAUUGAUACAACUGGUGCAGGAGAUGCAUUCAUUGGAGCAGUUCUAUAUGGUUUGUGCACUGGCAUGCCACCAGAGAGGAUGCUGCCUUUUGCAUCACAAGUGCAUUCCAUGGUUGCUGUAUACGCAAAAUUUGCAGGCAGGCUGCGGUUGCAGAGGUUUGGGGGCUCGGAGCAGCCUUCCUCAUCGCACAGACCAACGUCUGGUGGGCUAUUGAUCAACAAAGUUCAGGGUGGCCACAGGGAGAGAGAGACUACUGCAGAUCGAGGCUACCUAGUGUUUGCCAAGUUAUUAUCAUCGUAGGAAGAUAUGUGUAUUGGUACAUUUGUGGCGGAGCCCUGAUUUGAUUUAUAACGCAAUGUAUGCUCACAUGCCUGGUGACUGAAACCGUUACAAUGUGAGUAACCUUUUUUUUUAAUGUUGCAAGUCCUCAAUGAUUAUUUUCACUUA
Molecule: messenger RNA, 1584 nt
Organism: Sorghum bicolor (sorghum)
Lineage: Eukaryota; Viridiplantae; Streptophyta; Magnoliopsida; Poales; Poaceae
Product: ribokinase
Exons: 11
Coding region: 133-1437 (434 amino acids)
Molecular function (GO): kinase activity
Source: RefSeq, a predicted model, not a curated record